Cladophialophora immunda is the source of this 1777-nucleotide messenger RNA. RefSeq names its product GTP-binding protein ypt2. Gene Ontology annotation, cellular component: endosome; plasma membrane. Lineage: Eukaryota; Fungi; Ascomycota; Eurotiomycetes; Chaetothyriales; Herpotrichiellaceae. The coding region runs from base 402 to 1037 and encodes 211 amino acids. Gene Ontology annotation, molecular function: GTP binding; GTPase activity. The transcript has 3 exons. Gene Ontology annotation, biological process: protein localization to plasma membrane; regulation of exocytosis; protein secretion. The record is from RefSeq and is a predicted model, not a curated record.
CCCAAGGCUUGGACCUUCUGAGAACUCGGCGGCCUGCGCUGCUCCCUCCCACGAGUCACGCCGACUUUCAACCUCCAACAUCCGUAUCCGAGCGACAUCAUCUGUCGCAUCUUUUCGAUCCCGCCCAUUCCUCCUGACUCUUAACAGGCUUCGACUUCGACCCAGAGCUGCCUAAUCCCCGAUCUUCUGGUUUCUAUUCCACGGUCAUCAUUCGGCUUUCCCUUCCCACUCGAUCAAUUGCCUCGAAGCCGCCGGCGUGAGUUAGGCGCACUGAAUUUCGGCGGGACACCUGGCGAACAAACCCGCCACCUCGAAAGGCGACUGACUGAUCUCUCUUGCCCAUAUACGAAACCCAUCCUCAGUCCACUCCUCCACGACUCUACUCUCCUCACACAUUCGCAAUGGCGGGUCAACGGAAUUACGACUUCCUAAUAAAACUCCUCUUGAUCGGCGAUUCUGGCGUAGGCAAAUCAUGCUGCCUAUUACGCUUCAGCGAAGACAGCUUCACUCCUAGUUUCAUUACUACCAUCGGCAUAGACUUCAAGAUCCGGACUAUUGAUUUGGACGGCAAGAGGGUGAAACUCCAAAUAUGGGACACGGCAGGCCAAGAGCGCUUCAGGACAAUCACCACUGCAUACUAUCGAGGCGCUAUGGGCAUUCUCUUGGUGUACGAUGUGACGGACGAAAAGAGCUUUAACAACAUAAGGACUUGGUUUUCCAACGUCGAACAGCACGCCAGCGAAGGUGUCAACAAAAUUCUGAUUGGCAACAAGUGCGACUGGGAGGAGAAACGUGCUGUCUCCACGGAACAAGGCCAAGCACUUGCAGACGAGUUGGGUAUCCCCUUUCUAGAAGUCAGCGCCAAAUCGAACAUCAACAUCGAAAAGGCCUUUUACUCGUUAGCCUCAGACAUCAAGAAGCGGCUGAUCGACAGUUCGAAAGACGCGGGUGGUCCUGGAGCUGGCGGACAGGGUGUCGGUGGUGGCGUUAAUGUCGCGCAGAAUCAGAAUGGCGGUAUGGGUGGAAAAUGUUGUUAAUGGAAAAAGCGGGAGAGAGAAAAGAUUAAAGGGACAUUCAUUCGAACAAGGGCCCGGACGAUGUGGGAAACGAGUCAGUACGGAGGGGAGGUUAUGAGCAUCACCUGUGAACACACGGCUGAAGCGAUCAAGCACUGUCCUCCGACUCGACAGAAGCAAUUUACUCAUGACCAUCUAUUUCUCACCACGCGGACAGGUCCCCGGCCUCAGCAACGUCCCAGCUGGUCGACUUACUGUGCGUCCUCUUCCGUGCAGAUAUCAGAGGAGUCGCGGGUGUCAGGACGUUCGAGCCAAUUCUUCCAUGAGACAUUCAUCCUCAAUCAGUGCUUUCGUUGUCCUUACCGAGCGCUACUCAUACUAUGUGUUCCAGCUCACCACAGGACAGGUUCAACCAACCACGGCGUUUGGAAAGGUCUAUUGGGAUUGAGGGCAAAAGGAGUUUCAGCAAGGGAAUUGGGACGGAACGUUUAUACAGUCCUUGGCUCGUUACAAACCAUGUAGAGCUGUGUUAUGCAAAAGAGACUUUGUUUUUGGUUCUCGAGAAACAGCUGACAAUUUGGUUGCCCAUCUCCCUUGUGCGUUCGUUCCCGGUAGUUGACCAGGUUUCGUUCCGUUGAACCCACCUCUCCAAACACCUUGAGAUCCCCAGCCGCAUUGAGCGUGGGACGACGCGUGACGGAGGGAACGAGUUAUUGCUGGCAGAACAUAGUCGGAAGACGGUAGGAAAAGCAGAAGAAGAU